Opisthorchis viverrini is the source of this 375-nucleotide messenger RNA. RefSeq lists its product as hypothetical. Bases 1 to 375 code for a protein of 124 amino acids. The transcript is spliced from 2 exons. The record is from RefSeq and is a predicted model, not a curated record. Lineage: Eukaryota; Metazoa; Platyhelminthes; Trematoda; Opisthorchiida; Opisthorchiidae.
AUGAAAAAAUUAAUUAAUCGUUCAGCUGUAACACCCCUUCGGUGCCUAGCUGCCAUGCCACCCGAAGGUUGCAUGAGGGCUGGGAUACUGCCAGGUUGUCCAAACCUAGACAGGGGAAGUCGAGAGGCAGAGGUCGGGUUCGAACCACGGACUUUUCGGUCAGUAAAUUCGCGCUCUAACCACUUGGACUAUCUCGCCCUUCGGGAUGAAAAUGCCAAUUUAUUCAUAGUCACACCAAUCUCGUUUGAACGGUCAUCCUCCUGUUCUGGCGUAAUCAUUCCGGUGGGUCCACACCAAAGGAAAGCACUGGACUCGAGUUUCGCCCUCACUAGAGCUCAUCAGCAGUGCAUAUCCAAUGGCCGUGCCGGGAUUUAA